AUGGAUUAUCUAAUUAAUGAUACGAUAAGAGAUCUAUAUAAGCAGAUCACACGGUUGUCUAUCUCAGAAGAACAACGUGUGCGGCAACUCAUCAAUGAAGAAGAACUAGGUGACCGUAAGCCAUCACAGUUCUUACGACAUCUCCGUUCCCUUGCCGGCACUACUACAUUACAAGACAAUAUUUUACGUCAACUUUGGCUCCGCCGUCUACCAUCACAUGCACAAGCUAUUUUAACCGCACAAUCAGAGCUUCCUCUGGAUAAGGUAGCCGAGCUGGCUGACAAAAUUGUUGAAGUGCAGCCAGCCCCCUCGCAAUUCGUCCAUGCUGUUGCCACGACGAACAAUAAAAAGGAACUCGAUGUUUUAGCUGCCAUUGAAGCACUCGCAAAACAGGUAAGCGAAUUAUGUGCUAAACGCCCGCAACGUUCCCGCUCUAGGUCACGUAACCGUUCAAACGUGGAACUGACUAACGGCAAAGGAUGGUGUUGGUAUCAUAGCACUUAUGGAGAAAAGGCUGCCAAAUGUAAGGCUCCCUGCAAGUAUCAGGAAAACUCCAACGACAGUCAGUAG
This is a messenger RNA of Daktulosphaira vitifoliae (grape phylloxera), 570 nucleotides long. RefSeq lists its product as uncharacterized. NCBI's taxonomy places the organism in Eukaryota, Metazoa, Arthropoda, Insecta, Hemiptera, Phylloxeridae. The coding region runs from base 1 to 570 and encodes 189 amino acids. The record is from RefSeq and is a predicted model, not a curated record. The transcript has 3 exons.